This is a messenger RNA of Etheostoma cragini (Arkansas darter), 2940 nucleotides long. It is a transcript of the gene pygo2, whose product is annotated as pygopus homolog 2 (Drosophila). The record is from RefSeq and is a predicted model, not a curated record. Bases 972 to 2708 code for a protein of 578 amino acids. The transcript is spliced from 3 exons. Lineage: Eukaryota; Metazoa; Chordata; Actinopteri; Perciformes; Percidae.
CGUUCCAUCGUGCGCGAUACUCCUGCUUGUCCCUCUUUGUCCGGUGGCGAUAGAAGGCCAUGAUAAUUAUGGCAAGAUUUGCGUUUUUGAAUGAAUUAUAGUUGAAUGGUGGAUCAACAAGCAUACACCGUGCGAGGACCGGUUUGCUGGCAAUGACACACCAGAGAGUUUCAAUUUAAAGGACAGCACAGCAAGCAACGGAGAAAGGGUACAGUUUGCUUCCAAGACAGUCUGCAAGAUGGCUAGCUAUCUUCAGUGGCAUGCUAACGUUAGCUAGCAAGCUAAUGUUAUCAUAGUAAACAACAAUUUUCAAAACAUGAUCGAUUUCUAUAUCUGAUUAAUGUUGUGAUAAAUGGAAUUAAGGGCACAUUUUCACAAGUGAUGGUAGAAAGAUAAGUCACAGUUUCGAAUUAAUGUUCCAGUGUUGCCGCUACUGGGUGAAAUCUCAACGCUGCUAGCUAACCACAUUGAGUAACGUGGCUAGCUAGUUAGCCAAGGUAGUAACUAGCUUGCGUUAGCUAGCUGCUCGACUUCUUUGCUGCACAUCUGUAAGUGAUCAUUUAUAUAGGGAGGGGGUACUCUGUAACUUGCUUGUACUGGCAAUCAAGCCAGGUAGCAAGCAACCAGUUUUAGUUAGUCGGAACUGGUUUGCAACAAGACGAACUCGUGCUAAAUAACGUGAAGCAGCUCAGUUUUACCUGACGUUUUCUUUGGUGACCAAAUCCCGGCGUGACAGAUACCGUGGCGAAAGACUUGCAGCUGUAAAGGUGUUUGCAGACCUGGGCCGGCCUUAUAACAUCACAUACGUGUUAGCUACUGCUGUGACGAUAACCAUUAAUACGUUAUUGACAUGACCUGAAGGCAGAUUUCCACCUACUCGGCUCAUAGCCUUCAAGACGUCGUCAUUUUUAACUUUUUUUUUCUUGCAUAUGAACGGUGAUAUGCCACUUCACCGACAGUCAUAUUAGCUAAUGGCUGCCGAAUCGGGGAGACUACUGGCGGGACAAGGAAAACGAAGCAAAGCUUCACAGAUGAAGAGCCCAGAGAAGAAGAAGGCGAGGAAAUCCACCAACCAGGCGGCAGGGUUCUCCCACCUCACUGAGUUUGCACCCCCACCUACCCCCAUGGUGGACCACCUGGUCGCCUCCAACCCCUUCGACGAUGACUUUGGCCCUCCAUCCCGACCAAGUGGGACAGGUGGACCAGGUGGUGCUCCAUUUCUACCCAGCCCAGGCGGAGGAGGUGGGUAUGGAGGUGGAGGAAGAAUGAGUGGAGGCAUGAACUUUAUGGGAGGACCAGGUGCCGGCCAACCUGGACGGAGGCCACCGUUUGGCCCUCCAACCAACGCUGGACCUCACCACCAGCUCGGCUUUGGAGGAAUGCCUGGCUUUGGAGGAGGUGGUGGGGGCGGCAGUGGGGGAGGAGGGGGAGGGGGAGGAUUUCCCCCUGGUGGCCCUUCUCAGUUCAAUAUGCCACCAAACUUCAGUCCACCCAUGCACACCGGGCCAGGAUUCAAUCCCAUGUUGUCUCCAGGGGCUAUGGGUGGUCCCGGGGGAGGAGGGCCACCGCACCCUCGGUUUGGCAUGCCUCCACAGCAGCAGCACGGACAGGGUGGACACCCGUUCAACAGCCCACCGUUACCUGGUGGUGGAGGCCCCAGAGGGCCCCCACAUGGCCCCCUGCCUCCCAUGGGAGGAGGCAUGGGUCCUGGGAUGAACAUGAUGGGUGGCAUGGGUGGUGGCCCUGGAGGCAACAUGGUGGGAGGGUUACCAGGAAUGCCCCCUCAAGGACAGUUCCCUCCCUCACAGGAUGGCCCCUACCCUGGCCCCAGUCCGCCAGGGCCAGGCAACGAGGAUGGAAAAAACUUUGGUGGAGGAGGGGCUCCAUCUGGGCCUCAGCAGCAGCAGCAGCUUAACCUAAAUCCCAACGGCCCCCCUCCUAAUAAUACCACACCUGGCCCUCCUAACUCUGGCCCACCACAGUCAGGAGGGGGCUUCCCUGGCCACCCUGAUGUCCAGCAGUCCAAUGCCAAUACACCUGGUCAGCCUCCCUCAGCACCGCCACAGCCUAACCCCAACUCUUCUCCUACUGGUCCCCUGAAUGGAUCAGGCCAGCCUCAGCAUCCACCACCCAAUCAGCUACAACCCCCCAGCAAUGCAAACACCCCCAACUCUAACAACUCUACCCAGCAGCAGCAGCAGCAACAAUCCACCCCACCUAACUCUGCCCCUGGUUCCACCCCGUACAGCCAGCAGAACAACACUCCUGGUGCUGGUGGUCCCAUGCCAAAUGCGGCCCCCAAUUCAGGUCAGAACAGCAUGACCAACAACAAUGGAAGCAACACUCCUGGCAGCAACCCCAAUCCCCCCUCUAACUCCACUUCAACCCCAAACACCCAGUCUCCCCUGCCCUCUGGCCCUGCUGCCCCAUCAACUGGGCCUGGAAAACUCUGUGGCCCCGGGAUGGUCUUCCCUUGUGGCCUUUGUACGGCGGAAGUGCAUGACGACCAGGACGCCAUCUUGUGCGAGGCGUCAUGCCAACGCUGGUUCCACCGUGACUGCACAGGCCUGACAGAGCCUGCAUACGGGCUGCUGACUCGAGAGAGCGCUGCUGUUUGGGCCUGUGACUUCUGCAUCAAGACCAAGGACAUCCAAGCAGUGUUUGUGCGUCAGGGAUUAGGCCAACUGGUGGCAGCUAAUGAGAGUUGAGAAGUGGCUGAGAAGGAAGUGGGGUGGAGGUGCAUCACAUAAGGCCACAUGGAAACAUUCUUUGCUUCUAUCUAACUGAUGACCUGUGUGUCAUGUCAGCUACUUGCCCAACUUUCUCUUGACAAGCCCUUUACUUGUUCACUACACAGAGAAACACCUUCUAUAGUGCUAUAUAUAUAUAUAUAUAAGCACUUUGAGCGACUCUUGGUAAAUUAUAUCCCCCCCCCCCCCC